AGAGCCGAAGAUGUCGGCUCGGUCAUGUGAUCAGCUGUGUCCAAUCACAGCUGAUCACAUCAGCGCCACAUGUCAGUGUCCAUCAGUACCAGCUCUCAGUGCUCAUCCAUGCCACCUGCCAGUGCCCAUCAGUGCCACAUUUCAGUGCCCAUCAGUGCCACAUCAAUGCCACAUAUCAGCGCCCAUCUGAGCUGCCUUUCAGUGUCACCCAUCAGUGCCAGUCAGUGCUACCUAUCAAUGCCAGUCAGUGCUGCCUAUCAGUGCCGCCUAUCAGUGUGUAUCAAUGCCACCUAUCAGUGCCCGUCGGUGCUGCCUAUCAGUGCCGCCUAACAGUGACAGUCAGUGCCACCUAACAGUGCCAGUCAGUACCGCCUAUCAGUGACAGUCAGUGCUGCC
This is a messenger RNA of Staurois parvus, 396 nucleotides long. NCBI's taxonomy places the organism in Eukaryota, Metazoa, Chordata, Amphibia, Anura, Ranidae. The record is from the annotation of a GenBank genome assembly.